This is a messenger RNA of Eublepharis macularius, 2353 nucleotides long. RefSeq names its product zinc finger protein 239-like. NCBI's taxonomy places the organism in Eukaryota, Metazoa, Chordata, Lepidosauria, Squamata, Eublepharidae. The coding region runs from base 157 to 1212 and encodes 351 amino acids. Gene Ontology annotation, molecular function: DNA-binding transcription factor activity, RNA polymerase II-specific; RNA polymerase II cis-regulatory region sequence-specific DNA binding. Gene Ontology annotation, biological process: regulation of transcription by RNA polymerase II; central nervous system development. The record is from RefSeq and is a predicted model, not a curated record. Gene Ontology annotation, cellular component: nucleus. The transcript is spliced from 2 exons.
GAGACAGGUGGGAUCGAGCGCGCCUGGUCCCUAGCGGGGGCCUUGAAACCGACGAGGCAGGACCCGACAGUCCCCUGAGAUCACCAGCUAUGAAUCUCUGAGCGCUGGGAACAAGGGCCCUCGUAAAGGAGCGAUUGGAAGGCCUGCCGCAAGGAAAUGGCUCUGCGCCCCUCGGAAGAGGAGGAGUCGAGGUUAAAGAUGCUGAAUGAGAACGAGGAAGACCUUACUCUCCAGGGGAGUUCUGAACAGGAGACACUGCACGAAACAUUUCCCCAGAAAACAACCAUAAACAUUUCCCAACAUUUGGAUCAGGAAGAAUGCUGUGAGAGUCAGCACGAGGCUGCAGUUCAGCAGAUGUACCAGCCAAGGAAAAGGAAGUGUAAAUCUGACCAUCACGAGGAAACCACCAUCAAUCUCAGUAAAGUGCAAAAGCAAGUUCCCAAACUGGGCAAAUCCUAUAAGUGUCCAGACUGUGGCAAGUGUUUCAAGCGAUGCUCACCCCUCAUAAGACAUAGGAGGACCCACACUGGAGAGAAGCCCUAUGUGUGCCGUGUGUGUUUGAAAUGCUUCAGUGAUGGCUCUGCCCUUGUAAAGCACCGGAGGAUCCAUGCAGGAGAAAAACCAUACAAAUGCCCAGAGUGUGGGAAAAGCUUUUCACAGAGUUCAACCCUUAUUGCUCAUCAAAGAAUCCACACAGGAGAAAAGCCCUAUAAGUGCCCUGUCUGUGGGAAAAGCUUCAGUGUGAGCUCAAAUCUUGUGGCUCAUCAAAGGAUUCACACAGGAGAGAAGCCUUAUGAAUGUUCUGUCUGUGAGAAAAGCUUCCUUGUCAGCUCACACCUUGUCCGGCACCAGAGGAUUCACACAGCAGAGAAACCGUACAUUUGUCGGGAGUGUGGUGAGUGUUUCACUCAGAGCUCCCACUUGGUUGUUCACAAAAGAAUCCAUACUGGUGAGAAACCUUAUUUAUGUGCAGUGUGUGGGAAAAACUAUCGUGGGGUCUCAGACUUGAUUCUCCAUCAGAGAAUCCACACAGGUGAAAAACCAUAUACCUGCCUCCAGUGUGGGAAAAGCUUCCGCCAAAGCUCGUGUCUUACCAAGCACCAAAGGAUCCACACUGGAGAGAAACCUUAUGAGUGUCAUGAAUGUGGAAAAAGCUUCAAUCGGAAUUCUCAUCUCUCAAGGCACCAGAGAAUCCACAAGAAUGCCAGAUAAAUGUUCAUAAAAUAAAUUGGUCCCUUUCCAAAACUGAAAACCAGACUCAUCCUCAUACAGUGAGGAAAAAGCCUAGCUUGUCAAUGUUCUCCCACAUCCCACUGUAUUUUCUGUCUCACCAUCUCAUAUCAAGGCUGUCAGCAAAGGCAUCAAAGACAUACCUGAGAGUGGAUCUGCUGAUGUUACUUUGUCGUUUGGAUGUGGUUAAUGUUUCUAUCUUUCUUUCUGUUCAAGGACUUUAAAAAAAUUGCAUCCUAGUAUCCUUCAUGGGUUUCUCAAGGACAGGUUGUCUAUCCGCUUUAAAAUGAUAUCUUGGGUAUUUUUUCCUUCAGACCUUGAGGUUUCUUUCAGGUAUCCUUAAUGAUCACCAGGGAAACCCCUGGGAUUGACUGCUUUGUCCUGAGAGAUGGAACAGAAGACAAGCUCUAUCCAAAUGAAAACAUUUGUCAUCUUUUUUUCUGGGCUGAUUGAUGUCAGGGCCUUAGCUUAGUUUGAUGUAUAAGCUUUCCCAAUGCUGUGAGUUUUCAUAUGAGGGAGCAUUCAGACAUGCCAACUUGAACUUGCCCUCUGAAGUAGUACAAUCUAAGAAGGGCUGUACCACAUGCCAUUUUUGCAUGUCUGAACUGGCCAAUAUAGUGCUAAGAGCUCUUCUCUGCAUUGUAUUCCUUCUGGUUUGAAGCACUAGUUCUGAAAAUCAAGGCUGACUUUUUUGUGAAUAUAACAGCAAACGAGCUAGAGAUCCAUUACACUCAUGGGGAGGGAAAUUAAUCCGUUCUCUGCUAGUCCAGUUUUUUCCCUUUUGUUGCCAUCUCAGAUGCUGCUUGCACUCUUUUCCUCUCCCCCCUUACUGCUUUUGCUCCUCUGCCUGCUUUCACUUUUUCUCCUCUGCCUGUUCGAGUAUCCACUCUCCGUCUUGGAAGUGUUCCAUUUAGCUAGACUACCCCACAAUGCCAACCAUGUCACAAGAUUUCAUGAUGGCUUUAAAACCUAAUUUAAAAUGUUGGGUUUUUCUCCCUGCAAACAUGUCUACAUGGCCUCAUUGUGCAGAUUUUUUGAUCUGCACUCUGGGGGCAGGUUCAAAAUCUUCUGAGAGAUUGUUCUCUUUCCAUGCCUGCAUCUACAAAAAGGUUAGGAAAUGAAG